Messenger RNA from Funneliformis geosporum, 426 nucleotides. The record is from the annotation of a GenBank genome assembly. NCBI's taxonomy places the organism in Eukaryota, Fungi, Glomeromycota, Glomeromycetes, Glomerales, Glomeraceae.
AUGAAAAUUUUUAAUCAUUUGAUUUGGCCAAAUAAUAAAGAAUUAUUGGUCGAUUAUGAAGAGGAUGAAUUGAAUAUUUUGAUGGAAUAUUAUAAGGCCAUUAUUGAUAAUAAUGUUUUUGAAGAAUGGAAUAAUUACAAAGCAAUAAUUUAUGCUAAUUAUAAAACAACAAAAUUGGAGUUGUUGCUUCCAAAGUUAUUUGAAAAUUAUUUUGAAACUUUUCCAAAUAUAUUAAAGUUAUUGAGUAUUAUUUACUCAAUUCCUUUUUCAAGUGUGGAAUGUGAGAGAGAUUUCUCAAAGCAAAAUUUGAUCAAAACAGAUUUGAGAAAUAAUCUAAAUAAUGAAACCUUAAAUUUACUAAUGAUGAUAGGGUUAGAUGAUGUAGAUUUAUUGGAAUUUGAUUUUAGCCAUGCUUUGGAAAUUUGA